Conger conger (European conger) is the source of this 1044-nucleotide messenger RNA. RefSeq names its product G protein-coupled receptor 142 (gene gpr142). The record is from RefSeq and is a predicted model, not a curated record. Gene Ontology annotation, molecular function: G protein-coupled receptor activity. The coding region runs from base 1 to 1044 and encodes 347 amino acids. The transcript has 2 exons. Gene Ontology annotation, cellular component: membrane. Gene Ontology annotation, biological process: G protein-coupled receptor signaling pathway. Lineage: Eukaryota; Metazoa; Chordata; Actinopteri; Anguilliformes; Congridae.
AUGAGCUCCUGGUCAAACACCACGGACCCCUCGGGCACGGACGGCCACAGUGCCAGAGACCCACAGUCUGAGUGUGUUCUGGGCUACAUCCCCGUCAUCUACUACAGCGCCCUCCUGUGCGUGGGAGUACCAGUGAACAUCCUGACUGCAGUGGCUCUCUGGCGCUUGGCUCUGUGCAGUAAGAAGGUGUUGUAUGUGUACCUGCUGGCUCUGACGGGGGCGGACAUUUUGACGCAGCUCUUCAUCGUGUUUGUGGGCUUCCUGCUGGAGACGGCGGUGUUCCACAGGAAGGUUCCGGCCCUGCUGCUCCACUCCGUGAGCGUGCUGGAGUUCUCGGCCAAUCACGCGGCCGUGUGGACGGCCGUGCCGCUGACCGUGGACCGCUACGUGGCGCUGUGCCACCCGCUGCAGCACCGGCGAAUCAGCUACCCCAGCCGGGCGCGGCGCGUGGUGGGGGGCGUGUUCUCGCUGGCACUGCUCUCGGGCGUGCCCUUCUAUUGGUGGACGGACCUGUGGCGGGAGGGCGGGGUCCCCACGGCGACAGACGGGGCUCUGAUCUGGACCCAUGUGACCAUCAUCUACUUCCUGCCAUGCGCCAUCUUCCUGGUGCUGAACUCGCUGAUCGUGCUGCGUCUGAGGCGGGGGCGGGGCCAGAGCCCCAGCGCCCAGGCCCCGCGCCGGCUGGGGAAGACCACGGCCACACUGCUGGCGGUGACAUCAUCGUUCUGCGUGCUGUGGGCGCCGCGCACCGCCGUGGUCAUGUACCACCUGUACGGGGCGUCGGUGCGCAGCGACUGGAGGGUGCACCUGGCCUACGACCUGGCCAACAUGGUGGCCAUGCUCAACACUGCCGUCAACUUCUUCCUGUACUGCUUCACGAGCCCCGCCUUCCGGCAGAGCGUGCGUGCGGUGCUGUUGCUGCGAGGGGCGGAGCCUGCCAUCCGCCGACACGCCCACCACCAGGCCCCGCCCACUGCGGCUGGACGCGCCCCCUCCACCUCCUCGCUCUCCAGCGGGGCCAAGCCCGCCCCCACCCCUGAUUAA